AUGGUCAACGCCCUCGACAUACUUUCGUACCUCCCUCGAUUCCUCCGUGAACGCAUCACGCCCAAAAUGCCCAUUCCCGACGUGAAGAAUGACCCGUCCAAGGUCCAGCUAGCCCGCCUGGGCCACGUCUACUUUGAGCACCCGGACCUCAACAAGUUCGCCAGGUUCGCCAAGGACUUUGGUUUCGUCGAGGAGAAGAGGGACGGGAAUGCCAUCUAUUUCCGCGGCUACGGCAGAGAUCCGUACAUCUAUGUCGCGACCAAGUCCAAGACCGGCAAGCCCAAGUUCAUGGGCCCGGCCUUUGUCGCCAGGGACCAGAAGGAGUUUGACAAGGCCGCAAAACUGCCUGGCGCGACGGUGAAAAGUCUCGACAGGGCGCCUGGUGGCGGCCAGAUGGUCACCAUCGCGCGCCCGAAUGGCACGUUCAUGCACGUCGUCUACGGCCAGCAGGAGCGAGACGUUGAAGAGAACAAGGGCGAACCCACGGCCACGCACGACUCGCAGGGACCCUUCAACACGCCCUUUGAAAAGAGACGGCUCGGGCAAUUCCAACGGUACCACGAAGGGCCAGCCCUGAUCCACAAGCUGGGCCACUUCGGCUACGUGUGCAAGGAGUUCGACGAGGAGCUGGACUUUUACACGUCCAACUUCAACCUCGUGCACUCGGACAUCCUGUGGCACCCGCAGUUCUCCAACAUCGACGUGCUGACCUUCAUGCACCUCGACCUGGGCCAAGAGUGGAGCGACCACCACAUCAUGUUCCUGCAGCGCGCUCCGCCCGAGGUCAAGGAGACGUACGUCCACCACAGCUCGUACGAGGUGGCCGACUUCGACACCCAGCUGCUCGGCCACGAGUGGCUGGCCAAGAACAAGUGGAAGAGCGUCUGGGGCGUCGGCCGCCACAUCCUGGGCAGCCAGAUCUUCGACUACUGGCAGGACAGCAGCGGGUUCAAGAUCGAGCACUACGCCGACGGCGACGUCGUGAACCAAGACUCGCCCACCAGGAGGGAAGUGGCUGGCCCGAUCUCCGUCUGGGGCCCAGAGUUACCCAAGGACUUUGGGGCAGAUGGCACGAAGCUGCUGGUGCCUUCUUGA
This is a messenger RNA of Cladophialophora psammophila CBS 110553, 1095 nucleotides long. RefSeq lists its product as uncharacterized. Lineage: Eukaryota; Fungi; Ascomycota; Eurotiomycetes; Chaetothyriales; Herpotrichiellaceae. Bases 1 to 1095 code for a protein of 364 amino acids. The record is from RefSeq and is a predicted model, not a curated record. Gene Ontology annotation, biological process: L-methylmalonyl-CoA metabolic process. Gene Ontology annotation, cellular component: mitochondrion. Gene Ontology annotation, molecular function: methylmalonyl-CoA epimerase activity. The transcript has a single exon.